Messenger RNA from Eriocheir sinensis (Chinese mitten crab), 8029 nucleotides. RefSeq lists its product as uncharacterized. Gene Ontology annotation, cellular component: cytosol. The transcript has 11 exons. The record is from RefSeq and is a predicted model, not a curated record. The coding region runs from base 777 to 3050 and encodes 757 amino acids. Gene Ontology annotation, molecular function: poly(A) RNA polymerase activity. NCBI's taxonomy places the organism in Eukaryota, Metazoa, Arthropoda, Malacostraca, Decapoda, Varunidae.
UGUUUCCCAGUCUGGGGCUGUGGUUGGCCACAUGGAUCACUUGGCCCACUUUAGUUGUUUCUCUCGGCUGUUAGAUGUUCUUGUGGUUUCUGUUGACUGGACUUUGGGAAUGUUGUGCAAACGUGGGCCACAGCACUUGUAUUUGGAAAAGAAAAUUCAAAAAGAGUGAUUUGUGAAGAUAUUUUUUCAAGGCCAGUCUUUUUGUGUUUGAAAGUCACCUCCCUAUUAUUGGUCUCAGUCACAAGUUGGGGCUGGUGGACAGUUUAAAUCGUGCACCUCUUCAUGGCAGACUCCUACCAUGUGUGCAGUUUGACCUCAACAAUGAUCUAAGCAGUCAUGUGGCAGCCAACCGUGGUGUGUCUGACAGCCAGCAGCUCCAAGACAAUAUCCAGCACUUCUUCACCCACGACCUUCCAGCUGCUCCAGGACUGCUGUGCACUCACCCCCCAACCACCCAUCUGCACCCUGCCCUCCUGCACCACAUUCCUGACUCUGAUUGGCAGAGCUGUGUUAACAAUCAGCACACUGCAACCCUGAUCUCCCCAGAAAACCUGGUUGUUUGUAACAGUACAAAUCUCAGUUCAUACAGCACAGGUGGCAGGAGUGUGAGUGGUGUGAUCUGUGGGGUUGUAGCCACUGGUGGUGUUGAAGGUAUCCAUCAAGUGAAAAAUUCCAGGGAAGUACAGUCAUCUGAAGAAUUUGUUAUACCUGAUCUAAGUUGCCCUCCUCCAAGUCACGGCAACAGGAACAACUUUUGUGUUGGGGUUCCAACCAGAAUGGUGUCAUCUCAUUCUGUGCAACCAGCUGUCACUGUUACAAGAGGGGACAAGAACAACAACAGCAGUAGCAGCAGCAACUACAACACUAAAGGCUCCAGCAAGACUGGGAGCCACAGUCAUUACAACAGUAGCAAUAGUAGUAAUAGCAGCAACAAGAACAAAGGCACAAGCGCUAAGAGGCCACCAGAACCAGAUAGUAGUAUUGACAGGAGUGAGUGUGAGCAGCUCUCCCAACCCAUCCUAAAGUAUGACGUGGAAGUGUGUUUGCCAGUGUGCCCAGGGGAGGAAACUAGGCAGUCUAGACAGAAACAGCCACUUCCCAGCCAAGCAGUUAAUGCUAAGGAGGUUGAAAAACUGCUGCAAGAUGCCCUGUGGAAGGGCACCCAAAAUGAGGAGAAAAGAGAUAAUGUUGCAGAGGCAACCAGUAGUGGAGGCUGUGACACUGGGUACUCCUCCCGUUGUUCAACCCCUCCUGGAACCCUGAGUUUACCUCCGGAGAGUGUGCCAGACACAUCAAACACUAAACAGGAUACCAACACUCUGGAGCAGCGAAGUUGUUCACCCAGUUCCUACAGCACCACCUCCCAGGGGUCACACCGCACCCCCCGGCAAAAGCGUAGGCACAAUAGCAAUGGCAGUACCUCCAAUAGCUAUAGCAGCAGUAGUAGUUGUAGCAGUAGCACUGCUGACCAUCAAGAGUUUCACAAGAAUUACCCUCAGCAGUACCACCAUCCAAGUCACCAAGUCAAACCCAUACACAAUAACCAGUUUAAUCAGUAUCACCAUCACAGUCAAGUUAAUGGUGGGGGCUUUGGGGGUAACCAAUACUAUAGUCACCACUAUCCAAACAACUUUGUUGUGAGGGACUGCUCAGCAUACCAGAACCGCAGGUAUGAGAGAAACUACAAUAACUAUGGCCACUACAAUAACCAUUAUGGGAGAGACUAUGGCUACCAUAACACUGGGGGGGAGCUGCCACACUAUGGCAAGUACAAUCAGGGUCGGGGGUAUCACAACAGAUACCACAAUAACCACCAUAACAGUGGAUACACUCAAAGAAAUGAAGCUGCCUGGGACAGAAGUGUACCAUUGGUUGAUCGUGCUGGGACCUUCAGCUGUGAGUUAAAAGGGGACCCACGAUGGAAGUGUGAGGUUGUGGACACACCCAGCCAGCUGCUAAAUGGCUCAGAGUGGGAUGGCCUAUCACAGCAGGUGUGGGACUUUUUCAAACAACAUCAGCAAACAAACAAGACAUUUAAUCAGAAGCUGAAGCUGAAAGACAAGGUCUUGAAAGCCAUACGGAAUGUUCAUUGGGUCCAGGCUGUUAUACCAAACUGCCGAUUAUAUGUGGUGGGUUCCUCACUGAGUGGGUUUGGGGCUGACUGGAGUGAUGUGGAUAUGUGCCUGAUGGUGGCUGGCCGAGACCUGGAUCAGCGCACUGAAGCAACUGCCAUCCUACGCAUCCUCCAGCGGGAGCUCCAUAACUGUUCAUUUAUUGAGAAGAUGGAGCUUAUUCGGGCAAAGGUGCCAAUCCUCAAGUUCCGAGAUGCCCAAACUCAAGUUGAUGUGGACCUCAACUGCAAUAACGCUGUUGGAAUCCGCAACACCCACCUUCUUAAUUCCUACUCUCAGUUGGACUGGCGGGUGAGGCCCCUGGUUCUGGUGGUGAAGCUUUGGGCCCAGCACCACAACAUCAACAAUGCCAAGAACAUGACCAUUUCCUCCUACUCUUUAGUGCUCAUGGUAAUUCAUUACCUCCAGAAAGGUGUGGAACCCCCAGUGCUGCCAUGUCUUCAGAAGAUCUUCCCCGAGAAGUUCCGUGCUCAUGGACCAGUUACUAACAUCAAUGUCACGGAGAAGAUGCCCGUUUUUACUUCUAAGAACACACUCAGUUUGGGGCAGCUGUUCCAUGGCUUUUUAGACCAUUUUGCUAACAAAUUCAAAUUCACUUUACAUCCCACAUCAUUUGGGCAAGAGCCAGCAACUGACAUCAACAGCCAUGUACAAAAUUGGUUUAUUGAGGAGACAAUCUCAGUUCGGACAGGAGGAACGGUACCUACUGCUCACUGCCGCUCAGUUCCUUCCAGCAAAAAUGAUUCCCGAAUGUGGAAAUAUCUUUGCAUUGAAGAACCAUUUGAUCUGACAAACACUGCUCGAUCUGUGUAUGAUGAGGAGGUGUUCAAGAGAGUGCGGAAAGUGUUCAUGGACUCGUACAAGCUCCUGGAUGAGUCGAGAGACCUAACUGCCAUCUUGGGUGAGACAAAGCAGUGAAAGUACAGAAGCAAGUUAUACCUUUUUUCAGUCUGCAAAGGUAUGGAUGUCAGCUUCUUGAAGAGCCAAAAGAUGUAGCUCACCAGUUCAUGGGCUGACUUAAUUUGCUGAAGAGUCCAAUGGUGGAAGACACUAAUGGAUAAUAAUAAGUUCAUGUGUAACGUGAUUGUUAAGUGUACGAAACUGCUUAUGAACGUGUGUUCCACUUGAACAUGACUAAACAGGGAGCAAAAUGGCUUGAUGCACCACUUGUCAGGCCAGUGACCUCCGUUUGUGCCUGAAGGAGACAUUUAAUGCAUUACUAAGCCAAACACUUGGACAAUUAUGCGAGUGUUUCAAAGAGUAUUGAUGUAAGUCAACAUGUUCCUAUAUUUUCUCAAUAUACACAGCAUCUAAAUAUGAAUAUGGUCAGCAGUAUUUUGGAUGAAUAUGUAUUUGAUUUCGUGAUGACAUGAUGUUUUAAAGGUAGUCGCAAUGUUAACAAAGAGAGAGAGAGAGAGAGAGAGAGAGAGUAGGGGGGGGGGGGGGUUAUCAAGCUUCUGCCUCUAUGAAUUUCCACUGUCAGUCUUUAUUUUCAGUAGUUCAUAUAAAUUGCUUUGAAUAAAAUAAAGUAAUACAAUACAUCUCAGCCAACUAGUAAUGAUCAUAUCACUACUACACAAACUUUAGAACUCAACACAUAUUAUAUCCUUUGAAAGCUUGUGUCACUUCAUGUCUGACGUAAGCAAGACACGAAUAAGUUACCUGAUUUACUGACAACUUGUUAUGGCCAGUGAAAGUUUCUACCUCUUUUGUGUCUGGGCAAGAUAUGUCAAGAGCUAAACCUGAAAUGAUGUCUGCAUUGUGUUCCUGCAUCGGUGUCAAUAUGAUGUUGUUUAUGGAGAAAAGCCUUGCCCAGUAUAUUGUGGUGGAGGAAAGUGAUGGGUUUACUGUAGAUUAUUAGGCAAUAUGUACAUGAUUUUAUUAUAGCAUGUGUUAUUCAGCAAAUAAAAAAAAGAGAAAAAAACUAGAGGUUUUAUAUUGUGAAUCAUUUUCUGAUUUUUUUCUUUGUAACAUAAAAAUGGAUGUGAUAGUACUUAAAUUAUUUUAGUAUUAAACUUAAACACACAAAACAAUUAUAAAAGGACACAAACUGUUAGUAUGUUUUGUUUAUGAAGUUAUGAUUUAUGUUUCUUGUUAUAUUGUCAGUAUUGUAACUGGAUCAGUGUUGAGUCACACUAUAGUCAGUUCAUCCAAGUCUGAAGUGUGCAUUAUUGUGCAACGGCAACCUGCAGCCACAAGGCAUGUCCGAUUUCGUGGAUACUGUAUGCUAGCCUACGCACAGUAAACAGUCAUCAGUGUCAAUAAUAUGCAGGCAGCAAUAACAAAUACCGUCAGUUAUAGUCAAUUAUGAGUUUAAAAAUAUUAGCAUUGUCGCAAAUAGCUGUUUUGUUAAUUUACAAGAUCGCUGAUUAUGUUUAUUAAACAUCCUUGAAGCUGUCCACCAUCGAGAAAAAUUAGCAGGCUUUAUAUUAAUAACACAGCUAUUUGCGACAUUACUAAUAUUUUCUAACUCAAAAUUGACUAUAAUUGACAGUAUUUGCUAUUGCUGCCUGCAUGUUAUUGACACUGACAACUGUUUAGUAUGAGUAGGCUAGCAUACAGUAUCCGUGAAAUCGGACACGCCGUGUGGCUGCAGGUUACCGUUGCACGAUAAUCACACUUCAGACUCGAGUGAACCGACUAUAGUGGAGUUUUCUUGCUCAUCGUGUGUUCAGUAGAAAAGCUUAUAUCUUUGAUCUUGCGAAUUUGUUUGUACAAGAGUGGAGUUUAGUGGGCCACAUGGCAUGCAUGUAAUAGAAUGUGACUGGAAUAUCGCUGCUGCAAAUCUUUGAACUUUAUUGAGUUAAUAUCACAAAGUGAAGUUUUAUUUUUUGAUUGGUUAUGGGAAAUAAAUAAUUUUAUAUUUUAGUUUAAUUUUAAGGUUAAUAUUUGGAUUAUGUGUUUAAUGUUUAUGUGAGAUAUUUCAGUUUUGGAGUGACUUUUUAGGCCUUUACUAUUUUGGAUGUCUCAGCUGUCAUCAACUUGUGUUAUGAAGGACCUGUCCAGUGCAGCUUGGAGGAGCCUGCUGGCCCACAAAUUCAGGAACAUCCAUAAUAUCUAACCAACUCUUCAAACUUAUUUUAAUACAAACAAGAUAGAUAUCACAUUGUCUUGUAGAAAUCUCACAGGUCUAUAUGUGGAGAGGAUAGGAGAGGUGAUGCCAGGAAGCAGCACCACCACCACUAUGGCCAAGAUGAUGAUGGUUGGAGGAGCUGUGGUGGUGAUGGAGGUGUGUAUUGCUUCAUUGCUGCACUUCAUCAGACAGUUCAUUCCAAAUGAUAUACAUAACAUUGAAAUUCAGUAUUAUGCACUUAAGCAUCCUGCCAGUGUAUUUACAUAGUAUGCUCAUGUAUGUAAAUAUUGUAAGCUCAGUAUUCACCCAAGAGAAAACCAGAAAAAUUCUUGUCAUUUUUUGCUGAAUAAAUGGCUGUCCCUGUUCCAUAUAGUUCUUACUGUGAUUAUAUACAUGAAAUAUAUUUUAUAGAUGUAGAUAAAAGUCAAUGAUAAUACUUUUGUUAUGAUUCUAGGCAGGAUCAAACAUAAUGUAAAUAAAAUCUUGUUUGUAUUGAUACUGAAACAUGAAUAGAAUGACAGAGCUCAAUUCAUGAGAAACUUUCUAAUGUGUUACUGGAAAGCUACAGUACUUAGCCAUGCCCAGCCACUGACAAUAUUGUAUGAUAUCCCCCAUUUCUGUACUCCUGACAAUCUUAAUGUGUGAUGUUAUUUUGUCCUCUGACAAAUAGUACACAGAGGAACUGCCUAACUGCUGGAUAUGCACUUUUCACACAUCUUUUAGACCAACAGUACAUGCCUGAUACUUUUUGACCUGGUUGUAUGAAACAGUAAAGAAAAGUAAGGCCAAGUGAUAUUAAUGGUGAGGUGUCCACACAGGCAUGUGUGUUUUGAGUUCAGAAUAAGGUCAAAAUGCUAUCUAUCAGGUUGUUUUCAUCAGUGUAUUCACACAAGACUUAUUUAUUUACUGCUGCUGCAUUUAGGCAGCAUACUGAGUGAGGAGCAAGCCAACAAGCUGUGUCAGUAUCAUUCAUCAUACCUCAUUAUCUCGGUACAUAUUGUAUCUGAAUUGUGAAGGUUGUAGAUGGCUAGUGUUAAACUACAAAAUAGCUAUUAAAUGAAUUCAUUCCAUUGUUGUUUCAACAGUGAGUGGCUCUUUCCUUAAUGACUAUGUUUUCUUCAGGAGUCCUUUUCUCAUGUGAAACAGACAUGUUGCUGCUUUUAAUUCAGAAUGAAGGUAUUGACAGCUUAUGCUUUUUUUUUUUUCUAAUGAAAUUAAGAAACUAGGUUGUGCCAAAUAUGUUGGGCUGUGUCCAAUGAAAGGACCCAGGAUGUUAGGUGUGGCUGACUCAUGAUGGAUUUGGUGAAGUGGCAUCACUUUUUGGGAGAAGGCUUCAACAAUUGCUCAUUUUGUCAUAACUUUCUUCUGUUUACUAUAUUACAAACUGUUCACUAAUCUGCUUGAUUAGAGUAGUGAACAUAGCACAGGACAAAAGUUACUUUUCAUGAAUAUUGAGAUGUAGAUCUGUUUCUUGGGCAGUAGUGUGAGUCAUAAGUACAUUUUUCUUGCUGAUAUAUUAAGUGCCUCUCAAGAUAAAAUAUUUUCUUAUUCCACUUACCCUCAAGGAUUAGUAUAAACUGUUAAAUAUAAAUGGGGUCAAAGCUGGCAGUGUUGUGGAAGGACAUAGAGAUGUAUCCCAACACUGGUAGCCUAGCCCUGAGCAUUACUACAUUACAACUAAGGGUUGGACAUCAUACCCAGAUAGCUAGGUUAGUGGUUUUACAUACAAGACUGAUAAAUUGCAGUAUUUCAAGGUGUGCUUUUAAUGUCAUCUGGAAACAUGAAAGUAAUAAAAACAUCAUCAGGUUAUUAUGAAAGUGUGGACAGUGUUUUAACCUACUGUAUAAUAGAAUUGUUAAAAAGAUGUUUUGUGUUUAGUCAUUAUUAUUUUUGUAAGUUAUAAUGCUAAAAAAAUCUGCUUGUUUGGAUAUUUGUGGUGAUAUUAUACUUAGCUCAUGUUUUGAUUGCCAUUGUCAUGAAACUGGCAUACAUGAAGUACAUUUUUAUUUAAUCAGCAUCAGAAGGUAUAUUUUCAGACAUUCCCAUAAGGCACCUGUGACAUACAGUUUUUAAAAUAUGAUACAGAGCACAGUUAGUUAUAACUAACUUCAUCAAUUCCAUCUUUGAUAAUAUUUAUCAAAAGCUGUAUGAUGUAGAUGAUUAGAUAUUUUGAUAAUGUCAACAUCUUCAUAGGCACUCAAAUCUCUUCAUGCCUUAGUUGUCCCCCCAUCUGCAUGACAGGCUGCCAGUAUCUUGUGAGGAUGUAGGUGUCAUUAUUGCCUUUGCUUUUCAUUGUCACUCAGUCCUGCACCUGUAUAAUAGCUUUAAAAAAAUUAAACACCAAGUAAACGUCUCUAAUAUCAUCAUUCAAAAUAAAUUCAGGAAUCUCCAAAUAAAAUUCAAAGCUACAGUAGCUUCUGAUGUUACUUGAAGUAAAUAGUAAAUUUGCACAUGUCUACUGCAGCAUAGACAGAUUUUUACUGCUAAAAGUGUACUAAAUGUUAGAUUGAAAGUUUUACAUAUUUCUUAAGCUUGACAUGUAUCUACAUGAGUGAUAAUGAACCAAGUUUGAAAUCCUGCCAAGAAAAAUUCAAGCCACCUAGAAGUGACUGUUAGCACUGCAUUCCUCAGACCCUCCUUUAGCAAAUUGGGUCAAGCAGCUUGGUGUGUGGGCUCCUGCAAUGAGGUCAUACUCCAGCUGCUAUGCCUCACAAGUACAAGGAUUUCCAUUGUUUACUUUUGGUGCAGUUUUUUGCUAGACGCAAGUGUCGUGCAUUCUUGUAGGCCACAAUACGCCCUACUUACAAUAAAGGUAAAAUCCAUA